UCCAGCUCAGGUCGACAAGUUGCCAACUCGCUCUUACGAUCUACGGGGCCAUCCAGCCUUACCUGCACAUCCAGGUGAAACAAAAGGGGUCCAUCUCACGACGAUGGAGGUCCAGGAUGCAUGGCAGGAAAAGGUUCGCUUAAAGCGAGAGACCCGGACGCGGGCACUAGCCACCCUAUCAGAUGAAGAUUUUCGGGGCGUCGACCUAUCCGUCGUGGAAGAGGGCGAUAUCGGGGCCUUGGUGGGAUCCAUCGCCCGCGGCGAGCUGAGUUCCGAGGCCGUAACGAAGGCAUAUAUUCACAACUUCACCGAAAUCUUCUUCCAGGAGGCCCUCGCGCAGGCUCGUAAGCUAGACCGCUAUGUGGCCGAGCACGGGAGGCUGGUUGGUCCGUUGCACGGCGUCCCCGUCACCCUGAAAGACCAAUUUAAUGUCAAGGGCCACGAUACCACGCUAGGAUAUGUCGGCCGCACCUUCAAGCCUGUCGCCGAGGAUGCGGUCCUGGUCGGCAUGCUCAAGCAGCUUGGCGCUGUCGUGCUGGCCAAAACAAAUCUCCCCCAGAGUAUAAUGUGGUGCGAGACGGAGAACCCGAUCUGGGGUCUUACCACGAACCCGGCGUCCAAGGAUUACACCCCAGGAGGUUCGACAGGGGGCGAGGCCGCGCUUCUGAGUCUCCACGGCAGUCUCCUCGGCUGGGGAACGGACAUCGGCGGUAGCAUCAGAAUACCCUCCCACAUGAUGGGCCUGUACGGCCUGAAGCCUAGCAGUGCGCGGCUUCCGUAUUACGGGGUUCCCGUAUCGACCGAAGGACAGGAGCAUGUCCCUUCGUCGAUAGGACCGAUAGCGCGGACGCUGCCGUCGUUGGUGUUGGUAAUGAAGGAGUUGAUCAAGAUCCGACCGUGGGAACGCGAUGCGCGGUGCGCGCCUAUACCCUGGAGAGAAGACACCUUUCGGGAGGGAGGGUCCACACCGCUGACUAUCGGCUUGCUCCUCGACGAUGGCGUAGUUCGCCCGCACCCGCCGAUACGGCGAGUGCUCCUUUCGCUAGUCGAGAAGCUCCAAGAUGCCGGCCACGAUAUUAUCGAGUGGAACGCUGACCUCCACCCUGAAUGCAUACAGGUCAUGGAUGAAUUCUACUCGGCUGACGGCGGGGAGGACAUUCGUCGCGACGUCCUAGCCGGCGGAGAACCCUUCAUCCCCCACGUAGAGGGGUUGAUCAACAGGGGGAAGCCCAUCUCCGUGUACGACUACUGGCAGCUAAACAAGCGCAAGAUCGAGCUCCAGCAGGCCUACCUCCGAAAGUGGGACGGGAUCAGGUCCCCGAGGACGGGCAAGCCAGUCGACGUAGUGCUGAUGCCGACCAUGCCUCACACGGCCGUGCCGCACCGCUCGUGCCGGUGGGUAGGGUAUACCAAGGUAUGGAAUGUGCUGGACUACCCGGCGCUGGUGAUCCCAGCGGGCACGGUGGCUGCUGUCGACAGGGAGGCGCCGUGGGGGGACGACGCGCCGAGGAACGCGCUCGACGAGUGGAACGCAGCGCUGUGGACGCAGAACCGGGAGCGAAUGGUCGAGUUGGCGCUACCGGUCGGCGUGCAGGUCGUCGCGCGGAAGCUCGAGGAAGAGAGGCUGCUAGCCGUCGGCACGGUCAUCGACGAGGCGCUUCGGGCAGAGCCGUUUGAUGGCGAGUGGUUUACGACGACAGUUGUAGCGUAGGUGCAGCCAAUAAGGGCGCAUUCAGGUGCUAGCGCAGCGCAGGUGGAAUGGAGAAUUCGAUUCCUGCUCGCCUAGAU
This is a messenger RNA of Durotheca rogersii, 1788 nucleotides long. Its product is annotated as amidase. Bases 104 to 1711 code for a protein of 535 amino acids. The transcript is spliced from 7 exons. The record is from RefSeq and is a predicted model, not a curated record. NCBI's taxonomy places the organism in Eukaryota, Fungi, Ascomycota, Sordariomycetes, Xylariales, Xylariaceae.